Messenger RNA from Rubroshorea leprosula, 1914 nucleotides. The record is from the annotation of a GenBank genome assembly. Lineage: Eukaryota; Viridiplantae; Streptophyta; Magnoliopsida; Malvales; Dipterocarpaceae.
GGGUUUUUAUUUACCGUAUCUGUCUUCGUCAUCUGUCCUUCAAACCCUCGACUCCACGCUGAGGGAGAUUCAAUCAUGGCGAUCAAGCACCUAUUCUCCCUAGCCCGACGGUCCCGAAAGCCCAAUGCAUCCUCUCUUUCUUCCUUCCGAUCGUCAUCGUCCGUGGCCACCGCUGUUGACUCUCCAACUCCCUCCCCUCCGCCACCAAUGGCCAUGAUCUACGACCGAUUGGCUGAAUCAGUGAAAGCUAAGCUGAAGAAGCUUGAAAAACCAGACCCUCGCUUUCUCCAACACGGUUCUCCACACCCCACCCUUGCGUCUCAUACUCAUAUCCUCUCCUUGCCUGAGACUCGUGUGACUACCCUUCCCAAUGGCCUCCGUGUUGCCACCGAGUCAUCGCUUGCUUCCCGCUCUGCUACAGUUGGUGUCUGGAUCGAUGCAGGAUCUCGAUUUGAGACCGAUGAGACUAACGGAACUGCGCACUUCUUGGAACAUAUGAUUUUCAAGGGGACUGGUAAGCGGACAGCGAGGGAACUCGAGGAGGAGGUCGAGAAUAUGGGGGGCCAUCUGAAUGCCUACACGUCCAGGGAGCAGACCACGUACUACGCCAAGGUCUUGGACAAGGAUGUAUUUAAAGCAUUGGAUAUUUUGGCUGAUAUUUUGCAGAACUCGGCCUUUGAUGAGAAGGCUAUCAUCAGGGAGCGGGAUGUGAUUUUGCGUGAAAUGGAAGCGGUUGAAGCUCAAACUGAGGAAGUUAUUUUUGACCAUUUGCACGCAACUGCUUUCCAGUACACUCCUCUUGGUAGAACUAUUCUUGGACCUGCCCAGAAUAUUAAGACAAUCACCAAAGCUCAUCUUCAGGACUACAUCCAGACUCACUAUACAGCUCCAAGAAUGGUAAUUGCUGCUUCUGGAGCUGUUAAACAUGAGGAAAUUGUUGAACAAGUGAAGAAGUUGUUUACUAAGUUAUCAGCUGAUCCAACCACUGCUUCUCAGUUAGUUGCAAAAGAACCAACUGCUUUUACUGGUUCUGAGGUUAGGAUCAUUGACGAUGAUAUCCCUUUGGCACAAUUUGCUGUUGCUUUUGAAGGAGCAUCUUGGACAGAUCCAGAUUCCAUUGCUUUGAUGGUCAUGCAGGUAAUGCUUGGUUCAUGGAACAAGAAUGCUAUUGGUGGAAAGCACAUGGGCUCUGAGCUGGCUCAAAGAGUCAGCAUUGAUGAAAUAGCUGAAAGCAUGUCAGCUUUCAACACAAAUUACAAGGACACUGGUCUAUUCGGUGUCUAUGCUGUUGCCAAGCCUGAUUGUUUAGAUGAUUUGGCCUAUGCUAUUAUGUAUGAGACAACCAAGUUGGUCUAUCGAGUUUCAGAAGCUGAUGUCACUCGUGCUCGUAAUCAGCUGAAAUCUUCCUUGAUGCUUCACUUGGAUGGAACAAGUCAUGUAGCUGAAGAUAUUGGACGCCAGCUACUUACAUAUGGUCGAAGAGUGCCAUUUGCUGAAUUAUUUGCAAGGAUUGACGCUGUUGAUUCAAGCACCAUUAAACGUGUUGCCAACCGAUUUAUCUAUGACAGGGAUGUUGCAAUUGCUGCCUUGGGGCCUAUCCAGGGUUUGCCUGACUACAACUGGUUCAGACGCAGAACCUACUGGAACCGAUACUAAGGUCACCCUACUUUAGUUUUAUUUUUGGAUCAUUUUCAACUUUGGCAACCACAAACACUUUGUUGCUUUUUACACAACCCAAGCUCCUUGUUGGAGACCCCAGAUGAUGAUAUUUAUUUUAUUUCAUUUUUUUCAUGGUCCCUGUUUUUGUAACCUUAUUAUAGAGUAUAUUGUUCAGGAAUAAGCAGGCUGUCCUCCGUAAUUCAGCUGACAUUUCUGAGUAAUUCCUUGCUAGCAAAUUAAAGCAAAUUGCGUUUU